AUGGGCUCACACACUGGUUUGCAAACUGAAUGGGUUAUCUGGGACUGGGACCAGCGGCGCUCCCUCGACGUUCUCAUCCCCCGCGACGUCGAGGACGAGUUUAUUUACGAGGCCCUCACCAAGUUCAUCGACACCAUCCCGCCAGACGUCACGCAAGUGACACUGGAUGAACACGGUGCCCUUGUAGUCGGCUCUUCCGAUCCCCACGAUACUCGUGUCUUCAAACUAAAGUACCUCCAGCAACUCAUCAACACCGUCGACUACCUCAAUCUGACCCUCGGCAUCGUCCACGGCGACAUCUGCCCCUGGAACCCGCUCAUCGACCCCACCACCGACAACCUCCAACUCUUCGACUUCAACUCGGCCGCCAAACUCGGCUGGGACGGCGACGAAGCCAACAACGUCGAAUUCCAAUACGACCCCGACCGCAACGACGUCAAAUUCACCAUCUUCACCAUCCACCAACUCAUCACCCGCGAAUUCAGCUUCCGCCAGGAGUUCUACCCCGAAGAACUCGACGCCUCCGAGAUCAUGUCCCAAGAAACCUGGGACCAGCACCCGGACUCGAAACUCGACUCUCCCGUCGAGGCGUACCGCCAGUUACUUAGCGAGUGGGUUGAGAGACGGGCUGUGGAGGAUAAGAAGGUUGAUCACUUCAGCAAGGCAGCGCAGCCGUUGGAGUGGCCGGCGUUGGUGGAUGAUCCGUUUUUGGAUGCGGAUGGCACGCCGCUGUGGAGGUGGUGUUGGAUGGGGAGGAGGCCGCCGAUGGGGAAGAGGCUGGGUGAUGGGCAUGGGAGGCAUGUUGGUGUUGUGGGUAGGUACGACUGA
Molecule: messenger RNA, 828 nt
Organism: Dichotomopilus funicola
Lineage: Eukaryota; Fungi; Ascomycota; Sordariomycetes; Sordariales; Chaetomiaceae
Exons: 3
Coding region: 1-828 (275 amino acids)
Source: RefSeq, a predicted model, not a curated record